UGGGCGGGGGAGGGAGGCCCGACGGAAAGGAAGCGGAAGGGGUCGACCUGCCGCCUGCUGUUCUCCCCGGCGGCCGAGCCCGGGGCGGCAGGGUGAGCGCCACCUGGCCAGCCUCCGCGGCGCCCACGGGCUCUGCAGCUGCCUCGGACGCUGCCGUCCCUUCUCCGCGGACACGCUCAAGCUCCACCUUCGCUCCGUCCCGUCCCGCGGCGUCGGCGGCAGGAGGCGAUGAGCGGAGGGCUGCCGGAGGGGGUACUGGACACCGCCCCCCUGCCCGCCCCCUCGCUUUCCGCCGUCGCCUCGGCCGGGCUGCCAGGCCCCUCCCCCUGGCCGGAUGGAACCCUCGGCCCCCAAGCCCCGCGAGGACACCGCCGGCAAAGACAUUUGGCAUCCAGGAGAAAGAUGUCUCGCCCCUUCUCCAGAUAAUGAAAAACUCUGUGAAGCAAGCAUAAAGUCUGUCACAGUGGAUGAAAAUGGGAAGCCAUUUGCAAUUGUCUUAUAUUCAGAUUUUCAAGAAAGGAAAGUACCUCUUAAAAGACUUCAAGAAAUAAAAUCUGUUAAAGAUUGCUCCAGGAAUUUUAUAUUUGAUGAUGAGGAUUUGGAAAAACCUUAUUUCCCAGACCAAAAAUUUCCAUCAUCUGCUGUUGCUUUUCGAUUAUCUGAAGAUGGAGACACUAUUCCUUACACUAUUAAUAGGUAUUUGAGAGACUACCAAAGGGAAGGAGCCCAGUUUCUCUAUGGACACUUCAUCCAAGAGAGAGGGUGCAUUCUUGGUGAUGACAUGGGACUUGGAAAAACAGUUCAGGUUAUUUCAUUUUUGGCUGCAGUUUUGCAUAAAAAGGGAACUCGUGAGGAUAUUGAGAAUAACAUGCCAGAGUUUUUACUAAGAAGUGUGAAAAAGGAACCCCCUUCUGCUGCAAAGAAAAUGUUCUUAAUAGUUGCUCCUCUGUCUGUCCUCUACAACUGGAAGGAUGAAUUGGACACUUGGGGAUAUUUCAGAGUCACUGUUUUACAUGGUAACAAAAAAGACAAUGAACUGAUUCGCAUAAAACAGAGGAAAUGUGAAAUUGUUCUAACAACUUAUGAAACACUGCGUUUAUGUCUGGAUGAACUUAACAGUUUGGAGUGGUCAGCUGUCAUUGUAGAUGAAGCUCAUAGAAUCAAGAAUCCGAAGGCGAAAGUAACAGAGGUUAUGAAAGCUUUAAAAUGUAACAUCCGCAUAGGCCUCACUGGAACCAUCCUUCAGAACAACAUGAAAGAGCUGUGGUGUGUCAUGGACUGGGCUGUGCCAGGACUUUUGGGUAGCAGGAUCUACUUCAAGAAGCAGUUUUCUGACCCAGUAGAACAUGGUCAGAGACACACAGCAACCAAAAGAGAGCUUGCGACCGGCCGAAAGGCUAUGCAGAGACUUGCAAAAAGGAUGUCUGGGUGGCUUCUCAGGCGCACCAAGACUCUAAUCAAGGACCAGUUGCCUAAGAAGGAAGACCGGAUGGUGUAUUGUUCUCUGACGGACUUUCAAAAAGCUGUCUAUCAAACAGUAUUAGAAACAGAAGACAUGACUUUAAUCCUUCAGUCUUCUCAGCCUUGUACAUGCAGCAGUGGCCAGAAAAGGAGAAAUUGUUGUUAUAAGACUAAUUCCCAUGGUGAAACAGUGAAAACCCUGUAUUUCAGUUACCUUGCCGUCCUUCAGAAGGUAGCGAACCACGUUGCUCUGCUGCAGGCUGCCGGCUCGUCCAAACAGCAGGAAACAAUUAUUAAAAGGAUAUGUGAUCAGGUAUUUUCCAGAUUCCCAGAUUUUGUGCAGAAAAGUAAAGAUGCAACCUUUGAAACACUUUCUGACCCCAAAUACAGUGGAAAAAUGAAAGUCCUUCAGCAGCUUUUAAAUCAUUGCAGGAAAAACAAAGAUAAAGUUCUUCUUUUCUCCUUUUCCACCAAGGUGCUCGAUGUGUUGCAGCAGUAUUGUAUGGCAUCUGGGCUUGAUUACCGGCGGCUCGAUGGAAGUACAAAGUCAGAGGAAAGGCUCAGGAUCGUGAAAGAGUUCAACAGAACGCAAGAUGUUAACAUUUGCCUUGUCUCCACAAUGGCUGGUGGACUAGGCCUCAAUUUUGUUGGUGCCAAUGUUGUUGUAUUAUUUGACCCUACUUGGAAUCCGGCCAAUGAUCUUCAAGCCAUUGACAGAGCCUAUAGAAUUGGGCAAUGCAGGGAUGUCAAAGUGCUUAGGCUGAUAUCCUUGGGAACUGUGGAGGAGAUCAUGUACUUACGACAGGUGUACAAGCAGCAACUUCACUGUGUGGUAGUUGGAAGCGAAAAUGCCAAGCGAUAUUUUGAAGCGGUUCAAGGAUCAAAACAGCAUCGAGGAGAGCUCUUCGGGGUCUGUAACCUCUUCAGACUACGGUCCCAAGGCUCUUGUCUUACCAGGGACAUCCUGGAGAGGGAAGGCCAAGUGGAAGUGGGGGUCCUGACGGCCACAACAUGGCUGAAAGAGGAGCCUCCAGUGCGCAGCCCGGGAACGCUGAGGGAACCUGAGCGUCGGGGACACGGAGGUCCAGAGCAGCCCCCGGAGCUCCUGGCCGAAGACAGGCGUGAUCCCUGCAGUGACUUCAGCGAUGAGGAACUGCUGGGCGACUCGGGGGUCAAGGCUGUGAAGAAGGAAGCACCUGGCGCACGUCGAGCAGCGGGCUCUCCUGGACAGCUUUCCUUACUCCAGUGCGGUUUCUCCAAGUUGUGUGAGACAAAGUGUGAAGCCGUUGAGGCCAGUGAUGGAAAUACUGCCUCUGAUGAAAGUUCUGAUGAACAGCCCACAUGCCUUUCAACAGAAGCCAAAGAUGCUCGUUGUCAGAAAAGCCACGACUCCCUUGGUACUAAAGAAUACCAGAAAUUAGCUAACAUCCUAAAUCCAAGUGAAAAAUAUGAUUUUAAUAAAAGUGAGAUUUUAGACCAGAGUAUUUCUUCUGAAUCUGAUGGCAAGAAAAAUUUUAAAAAUGCAGCUGAUCACCGCUGCAGUUUAGGAGAUGUCACAGAAUCAGAAGACAGUGAUAUCAUCUUUCCCACACAGUAUACAACACAGGGAUUCUCUGUGAACGGUGUGCAGUGUAAGCCAUCCAUGGAUAGAUCUGAAGAUCCUGUAACAGAAAACUAUGUGAAAAUAAGAAAUACUGGUGAUGAUAGAAAGCCUGAUGUCCAACGAAAUGGACUACUUUCAAAUCAAUUACAUUCUGAGAACAUGGCCCUGAAAUCUGUGAAAAGAAAUGGCAGUAGUGAUAUUAGUGAUGAGUCUGAUGACAUUGAAAUUCCCUCUGAGUCAAGAGUAAGAAAGCAAAGGGCUACUAGUUCUUUGAGGUUUAAAAGAAAAAUAGAAAGUAAAAUGGGACUUUCCACUUUUCCUAAAACACUGAAGAAAGCAAACCAACUAUGUACAACAGAUGAAAAUUGUAACUCUCAGACUGUUGAUAAUUUUUCAUCCUCAGAUGAUGAUUUAUCUGUUAGCCACAUCAGUUUCUCUAAACAGAACCAUAGACCAAAAACUAUAAAAGAUAGAGUAAGUUUCUCCUCAAAAUUGCCUAGCCAUAAGAAAAAUAGCACUUUCAGACCAAGAAAACUAAUGAAGUUUUCAAAUGAGAGAGUUGUCAAUCAAGAACAGAUGUAUGAAUCAAUGGAUAAAUUCUUAGAUGGCGUUCAGGAGGUGGCUUACAUUCACUCAAACCAGAAUGUGAUUGGAUCGAGCAAAGCUGAAAAUCACAUGAGCCGAUGGGCAGAACAUGAUGUAUUUGAACUGAAGCAGUUUUCCCAGCUUCCUGCUAACAUUGCUGUUUGCACUUCUAAGAUAUGUAAAGAAAAAAUGGAGGCAGAUACAUUGACCCAAACAGAGAAAAGCCAACAGCCACAUGAAGGAAGCCUUUCAUUUCCCCUUUAUGUUUCACACCCCGUGAGCCAGAAGAAGAAAAAAGUCUACCGCAGAGGCCAGAUCACCUUCAUAAUUGGAGAGACACCAAAGGGGGUCCGCAGGACAUCAGACAUGACUUCAGACGUGCUCUUUCGAAAGCUCUGGGGCCAAGGUUGAGAGGCGGCCCGGACAGGAGGAGAGUGACCCCGGCAGACGCAUGGGAGCGGGCACACCUGACCUGGGGCUCGGCCGCUAGAAGCAUCUGUAGUGUGCAGUCAAGGACCCAGUUCGUUUCCAGCCCUUCUUGUACAGGUAUUUUUAUAAAACAUAUUACCAGAAAAAUGAUACUUUAAAAAGAUACACAAAAUGUAAGCCUUAAUUUUUUUAGAUUAAAAAAAAUGUAUAAAAUUUACAAAUCUGAGAUGGUAAAUUUUCAAGUAUAUGGUUCAGUAGCGCUAAGUAGUCACAUGGCUGUGCAUCCAUCUCCCAUCCUGUAAAAUGGAAACCACCCAUCAAACAACGGCUCCGUACUCUGUGCCCACCAUGCUCCUUCCUGCCCCCACAAGCUUGACUCAAGAACCAUGUGUAAGUGGCAUGAUACAGGAUUUGUCCUUUUGUGUCUGGCUUGUUUCACUUCGCAUAAUGUCCUCAGAUGUCAUCCAUGCUCUCACAUGUCAGAGAUUCCUCUUUAGGGCUGAAUAAUAUUCCACAUUUGUUUAUCCUUUCAUCCUACAAGGAACGCUUGGGCUGCUUCCACCUUUUGUCUAUUGUGAAAAAUGCUGCUAUGAAUACGGUGUACAAAUAACCUCUUCAAGUCCCCAGGUUCAAUUCUUUGAAGGAUAUCCCUGGAACUAGAAUCGCUAGAUCACAUGGUAAUUUUAUUUCUAAUUUUUUGAGGAGCCAAAAUACGGUUUUCCACAGGCUGAACCAUCCAGCUUCCCACCGACAGUGUGGGAGGCUCCCUUAGUCCGGUGUCUCCACAUCCUAGUCAGCACUUGUGAUCUUCUGGUUUUUUUGGUAGUAGCCAUCCUAACAGGUGUGAGGUGAAGCCCACCUGCUUUAUUAUUAGGUUCAGUAUGUAUAAAAUUAUCUACUGGGCCCCAUAACAGCUUAAAUCACUUCAUCAAAGUGUCACUAAAUAAUGCUUUAGGAUACUCGCUCUCAAUGUCUGCACUUACCUCGUGGCUGACCAACCCAACACUUCCCACACCGGCCUGUCUGGGGACCAGGCCUCAAGGAGCCCUGCCUGGGCCAGGCUGCCCAGGUGGAGAGGCUGACGGUCAGAGCCACCCUUCCCGAGCUACCCUCUGGGAGGCCGGAAAGGAGAGCGAUUGCUGUCCUGAGAGGUAAGGAAGGAGGUGAACUGUUUUUUUUAAGUUUUAAAUAAGCCCACAGAUUCUUUGGCACUCUUCACUUCCAAAGGUGGGGGUUUAAUUCCCCUAACUGUGUGACAGUCCCAGAAGACCAUGUGGCUCCCUCUGGGUCACUUGUUGUGGGGGAAUCCAGCUACCACGCCAUCAGGAUGCUCAAGCAGCCAAGGCUCCCUGCCAGCAGCUGGGCAUGGGCCAUCCUGGGAGCAGACACUCUGCCCCAGUCAGGCCUUCAGAUGACGCCAUCUUAGCCAGCACUGUCGUGGCCCUUCAUGAGAGGCCCUGAGCCACAGCCCCCAGGUCAGCCCAUAGAAACUGUGAGGUAGUAAGUGUUAGUUGUUUUAAGCUGUGGUAAUUUGUUAUGAGCAACAGGAAACAAAUAUCCUGCCCUAAUGUGAGAGCUGAGAAGGUGGACAGUGGGCCCCACCCCGAGUCAAGGUUUGUCAGGUAGGCCCUGUCAGAGGUCAGGAGGGCAGGCAGUGGGGAGGGUGGGUGACACGUGAAGAGACCGAAGUGGGGCCAUGAGACCGAUGAGAAGGAAAUGGAGAAGCU
Messenger RNA from Manis pentadactyla (Chinese pangolin), 5805 nucleotides. It is a transcript of the gene ERCC6L2, whose product is annotated as ERCC excision repair 6 like 2. The transcript has 19 exons. The record is from RefSeq and is a predicted model, not a curated record. Gene Ontology annotation, molecular function: ATP-dependent chromatin remodeler activity; ATP binding. Lineage: Eukaryota; Metazoa; Chordata; Mammalia; Pholidota; Manidae. Bases 335 to 4060 code for a protein of 1241 amino acids.